Messenger RNA from Penicillium alfredii, 444 nucleotides. RefSeq lists its product as uncharacterized. The coding region runs from base 1 to 444 and encodes 147 amino acids. Lineage: Eukaryota; Fungi; Ascomycota; Eurotiomycetes; Eurotiales; Aspergillaceae. The transcript is spliced from 3 exons. The record is from RefSeq and is a predicted model, not a curated record.
AUGAACCUUGCCGCCGAUGCCGCCGCCACCGCCCUUAGUGGGCUGGAAAAGGCCCUUGGUCGAGGGGCGAAGCUUCGGGAUGCCGUCCUCUGGGGCUCCCUGGGGAUUGUUUUGAUCGUGGUGCCUCUGCUGGUGCUGUGCUGCGGUUGCGUGUGGGCCUUGAACAAGUACACGCCCACCGAGCCUCUUCGCUCCCCCGAGACGCCCGAAGAGCGCAGUUUCUGGCUGCGGGCCCGUCGUUUCCGCCGCCGAGCUCCCCCUACGCCGUCGACGGAGCUCGGGACCCUCUCGACUUCGUCCCAGCCCGCCCCGCCGCCGCCGCGUGCCUCGCCGCUGCCCGCCUCCGGUUCGGCGGCCGACUGGUCUUGUGGGGAGGCGAUGAGGGUGCAAGCUCCUCUUGGAACAUAUCCGUCCACUCCCUGCCUGCGUAAAAGAAUCUUGUAA